This is a messenger RNA of Spirodela intermedia, 1958 nucleotides long. The record is from the annotation of a GenBank genome assembly. Lineage: Eukaryota; Viridiplantae; Streptophyta; Magnoliopsida; Alismatales; Araceae.
AUGGAAAAACUUGACGUUGUUGAUGUUGAUACUAAUUAUGGUGAUCCACAAUUCUGCGCAUCACUAGCUUGUGACAUUUACAACCAUCUACGCAUAGCUGAGGUGACAUAUUUUUUCCGAUUAUCUGGAGAUGCUAUAAUGUUCCACUGCCUAUGCUUUCUCUGAUUCGGAUUUAAUUUUUCUUAUUUUUUUUUUUGUUAUAGUCAUUGGACGAUUUUGUUUUGUUGUUUAAGCCCAUCUGGUCGAUUAGAAUGCAUGAGAGUGACAUAGUGAAGCUUUCUCAAUUCUCUAUGAACACUAACAGAAAAGAAACUCUCUUCACUUAGAAGUCAUGAAAAAUAUUUUCAGAUCUUCUAAAUCAAAGGCUCGACCAUUUUAAGACCUGAUGAUGGAGCAUAGGAGGGCAUGCAUAGUUCUACUUGUCCCUAUAGAUCUAAAGUCAGAGGCAAAAAGUAGCACGAUGGGAAAAUUCAGUUUCAAAUAAAAAAUAAAAAUAAAAUAGCUGCUCGUUUAUUAUUAACAAGUUCCCUUAUUGAAAAAUUUCCCAAUUAUUUCUCUUUAAAUGAAUUUUUUUCACCGACAUCUUUGGGGCAUGUUCUGUUUUUGAUAUUUUUGUGGCCUAUGACAGACUAAAAGAAGGCCAUCGACAAAUUUCAUGGAGGUGCUUCAAAAGGACAUAAAUCCUAGCAUGCGUGCGAUCUUAGUUGAUUGGCUUGUGGAGGUGCAUACUGCUUCUUCUACUUAACUAUAUCCUUUUUUUCUCUUCUAGCAUAUCAAUUGUUUCUCCUAUGCAGGUUUCUGAAGAAUAUAGGCUUGUACCGGACACAUUAUACUUGACUGUUAACUACAUUGACCGCUAUCUUUCUGGUAAUGAGAUGAACAGACAACAGCUACAGUUGCUCGGAGUGGCUUCUAUGCUGAUUGCCGCGUAAGUGAAAAUAGUUCUGAGUGGCGAUUCUUCCUCGCUCUGUACAUUUUCCUAAGAUAAAUAUGACCAACGAUUUUGGUUUUUUUCAGCAAAUAUGAGGAGAUCUGUGCCCCGCAAGUGGAAGAAUUUUGCUAUAUAACUGACAAUACCUAUGUUAAAGAGGAGGUGAGUGUAGUAAUUUAUGGAGGACAAUCCCUUUUCUGUUUUCUUUUUUUUUUCCUUGAAUUUUCGCUUAGAGGAGUUCAUCCAGGUAUUGGAUAUGGAAGCCACGGUCCUGAGAUAUUUGAAAUUUGAGGUGACAGCGCCGACAGUGAAAUGUUUCUUGAGGUAAUUAAUCUUAUGCGAGCUUUCCUCCAUCGUUUUGUUCAACCAUGUCUCUGAAUCCUAAGCUUUGGUGGUUACCUCCCUCACAGGAGGUUCGUCAGAGCUGCUCAGCACUCUGAGGAUGUAUGUCUCUCCUCCAAACCUGCGUGCUCCUUUCCUUCCCUUCCCUUCGUCAUGAUGCUUAUAUAGAAUGCAUUCUGCAGGUUCCCCCAUUGCAUCUGGAGUUCCUGGCUAACUACGUUGCCGAGCUAUCCCUUCUCGAGUACAGUUUCCUCAGUUACUCUCCAUCGAUUAUCGCUGCUUCGGCGAUUUUUCUGGCGAAAUUCAUGCUGUUGCCCACUAAAAGACCAUGGGUACGUUGACACAUUAAUCAGUUGACCAGUUGGUUGAUUAAUUAAAUAAAUAAGUAAUUAUAAUCAUGCAGAAUGCUACGCUGAGACAUUACACCCAGUAUCAUCCCUCGGCGUUGUGUGUCUGCGUGAAGGAUCUACAUCGGCUCUUCUGCAACAGCGGUUCCAGCAGCUUGCCUGCGAUUAGGGAGAAGUACAGUCAACAUAAGGUAAAAAGUCAACGCGAAUAUCUUCCCUUUAACUCCUGACUUCUCAAUCUGAUUGACCCUGCUGGGUUCGUCCAGUACAAGUUUGUGGCGAAGAAGUACUGCCCGGCUUCAAUACCCUCUGAGUACUUCCAGGAUCUGGUUCACUAG